GUCAACCAAAACAAGGUGGACAUGCGUCAGACGUUUACUCGGAUGGUGGCAGAAUCGUUGAAACCGCCAGACGAGCCAGGGCUGUUACCGGAUUCACAAGGUGCUAUAGGCGGAGCUCCCAUCUCCGCUAAUCAGCAGUACCAACAGCUUACACCCCAGCAGCAAAUGCAACAACAACAGCAGCAGCAGUCUGCGAUGAAAGGGCCGGCUCCUUUAAUGAGACCCCCAAUGAAUGGACCUCCCUUGGUAAUGUCACACCAGAUGAUGCAGGCUCGGCCUGGUUCAAACCAGCAGCCUCCUGUCUCAGUGACUCCACCCCAGGAGAUUCAACACCAGAUGCUGGGUGUCAAUUUGAGCAUACCCCCGCCCCAAUUGCCAGGCCGAGCGAAUAACCAAACGGUCUACAGCCCAGCACAGCAGCAACCGCAGCAUCCUACUCACCCAGCUCCCCACCUCCCACAGACUCCUUCUCAACAGCAACCGCAGCCAGUCAGACAACACAUGUCUCCGGCGAUGCCGACACCACUUCAGCAGGUUCAGCUACAGGCGCAGCAGUCGCCCCACCAUCUCCCCUCCCAGCAGUCUCCCCACCAUCUUCCCUCACAGUCUCCACACCUUCUUCAUCAGCCUCUUCUCAACCAGGUCCCUCAUGCUGCUCAGAAUCAAUCCCCCCCAUACAGCCAAAUUUCUUCUCCUAGCAUGACUGUUAACCCUGCUCAGCAGAUCUCCAAUAUGGGAGUCAACUCUGCUGCACAGCACCUCCCUCCUACAAACUUGGCCGGCAACCCUUCUGAGCAUCAGAUGAGGUCCGGCAUGGCUGUCCACCCUACUGUCCAGCCACUUAAUCAGGUGGAUUUAGAGAAGCCAAAGCCACAAAUGGUCAAGGAUGGUCGUAGGGGCAAAAAGAAUUUGAAGGGCCUUAAUAGCAAGGAUAUCAGUGGUUCAGAUAUGGACGCCUUUUUCCCUAACAGCAAACCCAGCACACACAGCCAGGAGACUGAUACAGCUGUGAAUGGUGCCGGAGGGUUACCUGUAAAACAGGCCCUGGUGGAAGAGCGUGAAACAAAGCAAGACACCAGCAAAGGUUUGGAGAGCCCACAGAAGGACAGGACACCUGCACCAGAAUC
Molecule: messenger RNA, 1127 nt
Organism: Candidula unifasciata
Lineage: Eukaryota; Metazoa; Mollusca; Gastropoda; Stylommatophora; Geomitridae
Source: the annotation of a GenBank genome assembly